This is a messenger RNA of Labrus mixtus (cuckoo wrasse), 4401 nucleotides long. It is a transcript of the gene ephb6, whose product is annotated as eph receptor B6. Gene Ontology annotation, molecular function: protein binding; transmembrane-ephrin receptor activity; ATP binding. The record is from RefSeq and is a predicted model, not a curated record. NCBI's taxonomy places the organism in Eukaryota, Metazoa, Chordata, Actinopteri, Labriformes, Labridae. Gene Ontology annotation, biological process: central nervous system projection neuron axonogenesis; axon guidance; cell surface receptor protein tyrosine kinase signaling pathway. Bases 98 to 3112 code for a protein of 1004 amino acids. Gene Ontology annotation, cellular component: neuron projection; plasma membrane. The transcript is spliced from 19 exons.
UCUCUCUCCAGCUCGUUCACACACACUCACUCUAUCUCCCUCUUUUCAUGCUCUCUCCCUCCCUCUGUCUCUCUGUCAGUGUCAUUCUGUAGUGGAGAUGUGGAGUGUCUUUCUGUCUCUCUGUCUGUGUUUCCAGCCUAAUUCAGCUGAGGACGUGAUGCUGCUGGACACAACAGAGUCUACCUCCGAGCUGGGCUGGACCACCUAUCCAGACACAGGGUGGGAUGAGGUCAGUGUCUUGGACGACAGAGGGAAGCUCAUACGAACCUUCGAGGUCUGCAAUGUCAACCAAAAUCCCCGUCAGCAGGACAACUGGCUGGCCACGCCCUUCCUGUACCGCCACUCUGCUCCACGGGUGUUUGUCACAUUGCGUUUCUCGGUGCGUGACUGUGCCAGCCUGCGAUCACCGUCUCCCUCCUGCCGAGAGACACUCACACUGUACUACAAACAGGCCGACUCUCAGAGAGAGCUGGAGAGGACCUGGGUAGCUGAGCCAUCCACCGGAGAGAAGGACACCAGGGAGGGCUGGGUGAAGGUUGACACCAUCGCAGCUGAUAAAAGUUUCUCCAAAGUAGAGCCCAGUUCACCUCACCAGUAUCAACCAAACAGAUACAAACGAAUCAACAUCAAGACACGCAGCUUUGCCCCGCUCACACGCAACGGAUUUGUCUUGGCAAUCGUCGACAGUGGAGCUUGUGUUUCCCUUAUGGGUGUCUCGAUCUUUUACCGUCGCUGUCCGGCCACCAGCCUCUACUUGGCAUCUUACCCGCCGACCCCCUCAGGAGCCGAGCCGACCGCCUUAGUCCCCGUGAGCGGGACAUGUGUCCCCAACAGUAAAGCGCAGGGAGGCCCACCCCCUCGUAUGCACUGCAACGCUGAAGGCGAAUGGAUGGUUCCAGUGGGAGGAUGUGUCUGUGACGAAGGCUACGAGCAGAACCUCAAUGGAUCUGCCUGCUUGGCGUGUCCUGUGAGUUACUUCAAGUCUGUUGCGGGCUCUGUUCCCUGCUCAGUGUGUCCCCCUAACAGCAGAACCAGCCAGGAGGGAUCCAGGGUGUGUGAAUGUCGCAGCGGCUUUUACCGAGCAGCCAAUGAUGCCAACUCCUCUGCCUGCACAACUCCUCCAUCUGCGCCCGUCUCUCUGUCCUGGGAGUACGAGAGCGGGGACGGUGGCGUUUCCUUAAGGUGGCGCCCCCCUGUGGACAUGGGAGGCCGCAGCGAGGUGUGGUACGGGGUAGUGUGUCGAAUCUGUCCCUCAGCCACUUUCACCAACCCGGCGUUGUGCUCCUGGUGCGGGGAGGGCGUCACUUUCAGCCCCUCUAAGACCAACCUCAAACAAACCAAGGUCACCCUCAACAACCUGCUGACAAGGGUGACUUAUCUCAUACAGGUGCAAGCCAUGAAUGAGGUGUCAGCUUUGAGCCCUUUUCCGGUUCGAUACACGAGCAUCAAUUUCACUACGAGCCAGUCAGUUCCCAGUACAGUUCCCAUGAUGCACCAGCUGAGUCGAGCCCCAGAAUCCAUCACUCUAUCGUGGCCUCAGCCUGACAGACCCAAUGGAGACAUCCUGGAGUACCAGCUUAGAUAUUUUGACAAGGGUUCAGACGUGGACAGCGCAGCGAGUGUUUACAGCGAGACCAACACGGUGACCGUCAGCUCCCUGAUCCCCGGUUCCAUCUACGCUUUCCAGAUCAGGGCUCGAAAUGAGCGGGGCUUCGGCCCCUACAGCGACACCAUCUACUUCACCACACUGCCGCUGGAGGAACAUUCUCAGCAGAUCCAGAAUCGGCUUCCCCUGCUGGUCGGUUCGGUGAUGGGCGGAGCAGCAUUUCUCCUUGUGGUCGCAGCAAUUGUGGUUGUGGUGGUAUUUCGCAGCAAGAGGAGGGAGAGCCCUUACAGCGACCGACUCCAGCGGUACAUCAGUAACCGAGGUGGAGUUAAAUAUUAUGUGGACCCCUCCACCUACGAAGAUCCCAGUGAGGCCGUCAAAGAGUUUGCCCGUGAGAUCGAUCCCACUCAUCUUAAGAUUGAGGAAGUGAUCGGUGCAGCCCAGUUUGGUGAGGUUUCUCGGGGCCGCUACCGUCCACUGGGGCGCAGAGAGGUGCUGGUUGCUGUGAAGACUUUACGAUGGGGGGCGUCUGACAGAGAGAGGGGGAUGUUUCUGAGUGAAGCAGGAGUCCUGGGACAGUUUGACCAUCCAAACGUGCUGAAGUUGGAAGGGGUGAUCACUCGAACCCCCCCAGAGAGGAUCGUCACUGAGUUCAUGGAGAACGGGCCGCUGGAUGCUUUCCUCAGGGAGAACGAGGGUCAGUUCAGUGUACUGCAGCUUGUCGGGAUGCUCCGGGGCAUUGGUGCAGGGAUGCGUUACCUCUCGGAGAGAAACUUUGUCCACAGGGACCUGGCUGCCAGGAACGUGCUAGUAAACUCCAACCUGGUCUGUAAAGUGUCCGACUUCGGCCUGUCCCGUCUCAUGAGGGGCCUGGACCAUAACAUACCCACUUACACUGCCUCACUGGGCAGCAAGAUUCCUGUGCGGUGGACAGCACCAGAAGCCUUUCAGCAUCGCAAGUUCAGCUCGGCUAGUGACGUCUGGAGCUUUGGGAUUCUCAUGUGGGAAGUGAUGUCAUAUGGGGAGCGUCCAUACUGGGACAUGAGCAAUCAAGAAGUGAUGAAGGCUGUAGCGGACCAGUAUCGUCUUCCUGCCCCCCACAACUGCCCUGCUGCCCUCCACUCUCUCAUGCUUCAGUGCUGGCAGGCGGAGCGAGGGGACCGGCCAGCCUUCGACUCGGUCCUGUCCUCUUUGGACCGGCUCAUCAGGCACCCUGCCUCCCUCAAGGCUGAGCCAACACGAAGCUGCUCUCAGCCGCUGCUUAGCCCGACGCCCACAGACUUAACGGCAGUGGCAACAGUCAGCGAUUGGCUGAAGGCGCUGAGAAUGGAGAGAUAUCAGGACGAGUUCGAUCAGGCCAACCUGGACUCUUUAGACAGAGUCAGCAUGCUCACAAUGGAAGACGUCCAGAACCUUGGGGUGAGCCUGCUGGGACACCAGAGGAAGAUCUUCAGUGCAGCCCAGCAGCUCAGAGCCUAUCUGACGCAGGGACAGGUGGAGGUGUGAAAUCCACCCACAUCACACCCUGUGCCAUGGACUUCUGUGGUCUUCACAUUCCUCUGCUUGUUGUGUCUGGUUUCUGAAACAGUUGUAAGGAGCACAUUUAAAGCCAAAAAAACAAAAACUUUUUAAAGGAAAAGCCUCGACUGCAACUCUUUGCAUUCUGAAAAAAACACCCGUUUAACAACCACAAGGUGAGAAAACGAAGAGACCAGUCUUCCUGCCGGCCACUAAAGACAAAUAACUGAGGAGAUUGCACUACUGGAGCUGCAGUCCCUGUCAAAGUGAGGGUAGGGAGUCACUGAAGAGGAGGACUUUGAAGAUUGCUCGAUUUUCUCACUAAAAUUUCACUUUAUUGUUGUCUGCCUUCUUCUCCCCUCACCCAUCUUAAGUCCUACCUCUCACCUCCUCUUCCACUACUGUCCCUUUUAUAUCGCCCCGACCCUCAACAAGUACAAGAAAACCUAUAAAAAAUGUGUUUUAUUUAUUCUCAUGGAGAACUCUCCACACAAAGAAUUGCGUGAAGACAAUCAAAGCCUUUUUCUACAAUUUUUUGACAUGUUUGUAAAGUUAUAUCACUCCCUCUCUACUUUAAACGCCGAAAUGCUAAAACCUGUAUGCAAAAAAAAAGAGAACAGGGUACUGCCUAGCAGCUUGUGUUUCACCGUGAGCUUUUUAGAUACGUAUAGUUUGUUGUAUGCUGUAAAUAACGACUGAGGUUAGACAAAGAUGGCUGCCAUGAAAUUAGAAACACACUUUUAACUGUAAGCCAUGUAUUCCCCUCUUUAAGAGACGUAUCAGCUCUGUUUGUACAGCUCACUCUCACUACGAGCAACGACAGAGCUCACGUGCUGCGACACUACAAGCUUCACCUCAGCUGCAAACACGAACGUCCGUCUGUGAUGAAUACAGAAGAAAAGAGCACGACCUUUAUGUGUACAUUUCACACUUCACCUCUUUUUGUUUGACUGCAAGAGUAAAGACACUGAGUCAUUAAAGACGGACAAAAUCUGAUCUGAUUAACACUUGAAGGAAGGAGGAGAAAUGCUUUGUUAGUAUGUUCCUGUGUGUGUGUGUGUGUGUGUGUGUGUGUGUGUGUGUGUGUGUGUGUGUGUGUGUGUGUGUGUGUGUGUGUGUGUGUGUGUGUGUGUGUGUGUGUGUGUGUGUGUGUGGUUUGAGGCAAGUGUGUCAGGCUACACACAAUACUGGCUGUUUACUUGUAUGAGCGUUUAACACUUCUUCAUAUUUGUGCAAAUUUGUAAAAUAAAUGAUAUGAUUUUAUUUAAAAUGUUGAA